This is a messenger RNA of Nymphalis io (European peacock), 2064 nucleotides long. It is a transcript of the gene Arv1, whose product is annotated as protein ARV1. Lineage: Eukaryota; Metazoa; Arthropoda; Insecta; Lepidoptera; Nymphalidae. Gene Ontology annotation, biological process: intracellular sterol transport; sterol metabolic process; sphingolipid metabolic process. The transcript is spliced from 7 exons. The record is from RefSeq and is a predicted model, not a curated record. The coding region runs from base 222 to 1055 and encodes 277 amino acids. Gene Ontology annotation, cellular component: cortical endoplasmic reticulum; Golgi apparatus.
UAUCAACAAACCAAAGAAAAUAUGUUCAUUUUAUUUGGUUUUUAUCAUAAAUCCUUGUUUCUUAUUCAUAAAAGUUAUAGCAAGUCUUAUUUAAAUGUUUUCGUUGUGUUAUAAUAAUAUAAAACGUAAUAAUUUGCAAACAUUUAAUAAAAUAUUUUUGGAAUAUAUUUUUUAAAAAAGACAUAAAUUAUAGGUUUUUAAGUAAGAAAAUAUUAAAUAAAAUGAAUUCGUAUAAAUGUGUUAAUUGUGGUGGUGCUGCCAGUGCUCUGUACAAAACGUAUGGGCCUUCUGUUUUAAAAUUAACAAAAUGUGCGAGCUGUAAGGGAGUGGUAGAUAAAUACAUAGAAUAUGAUCCCGUGAUUGUAAUGAUUGAUCUUGUCUUAAUGUCUAAAGAAGCACAACGGCAUAUUAUUUACAACACUGAGUUUAAGUCUUAUUGGAAGUUAUUUAUAAUUCUCAUAAUGCUAGAAACAUAUGGAGUAUGGAGAAAUGAUAGUCUCUUUAAUAUAGCUAUCAAUACAAUAUGCAAUAUAAAAAACAAUAGUACAAUUAAUUCUACUUAUAUUACCUUACCGAUAAACAUAUCGGUACCAGAACCUUGGAUGAGUGAUUGUAAAGGCUGGGCAUACGAGGAUAAGGAAUCCAUGGAUCUCUUUAUAUGGGAGAAAGACUUCUACAUACAAUUCUUGUCCAUAUUUACUGGAAUAAUAUUAUUCAUCACACUAGUUCACUUAUUAAUGAAGCUUUUUAAGAAAAUUUGUUUCCAAAAUGAAGUUUCAUUAACAAGAGUGCUGAAAUCGUUUUCGUUGGCCAACAUGAGCCUCCUAUUCACCCUCCCCAUGCUCGUGUGGGGCAACUCCGACACUCCUCCGGAGACGAGAAUGUUGCAUUACUUGAUGGUCUUCGUCUACAGCUUCAUUUUCUUCUAUAACACGUUCCGAGUGUUAUACGAGAGCCCUAAAACAGUGACUGCGAUUGUCCUCACUAUUAGUUACUGUGUUAAAUACAUAACGACAUUCCACAUGACGCCGUUUAUAAGGAAAAUAACAAGAUAGCAGUAAAUGAAAACUAAAGUUACCAAGAAAACUAUUGAUGAAUGAUAAAUCUGUUAUUAUAUAACGAAUACAUUCAUAAUGACUAUUAAAUAAAAAUAUAGCAGUCAACAAUGGUCUUUGUAACAAAUGCCUGUCUGAAUAUCUGUAUAAUUCCCACUUAAUUCUAAAUUUAGCAGAUUAUGCCAAAAAGUAGGAGUUUGUAACUUGACAUCAAAGUAGGCAGAUAUGAAUUAAUAAAAGUGAUAUAAUUGAUUGUAAAAAUAUAUACAAGAAACAAAUUGUUAAUACAAAGAGACAGGCAAGAACAGCGGGUAAGACUGACCAUCCAGACCAGAGGUAUUCAGAAUGAUGAACAAAGACACCCAACACCCAAGAAAGUCAACUGGAUUCACACAUUCUGAGUCAAUGAAGAAGUCAUCUGGGCUACAACAUCAAAGACAAACCAACUUUAAAUUGAAAAUUAAUACUAUAUCGAUUUUUUCCUUAAACAUAGAUUGUGAUAAACAUGCAGACACCUUAAAAAUGUUUUAGAUAAGAUCACACUAAAGGCAACAGCAGGUAAUGGAUAACAUGUCUGUGUAACAAUAUGAGUUACUUAUGCUGAUUUCAACCUAAGAAACAUUUCAACGGAACAUGUGCCAUAUGACUUCAGAGUCCUAAGUCCCUAAAUUUAUUAAAAAUACAUAGGAAUGGGAGGGGAUUAUUUAAAGGAUUGUUUCUUGAUGUAAUGCACAGACUAUUUGAAUAUAAAUUUUAACAACAACAAUAUGAAUAAACAACUCCUUACUGUAACAGAUGUAAAACACCAUGACACCUGUGCCCUUUGUUACAUGGCUCACUAACCCUUAAAAACUAGAAAAGAUAAAUACUUUGUACUUAAUAUAUAGAACGGGAAAAUCGAAGACAGAUUGUUACUACCCAGACCUACACAAACCCACCUGUGAACAUUUUAAUUGUGUAAAAUAUGUAAAUAUUUUUAGUAAUAAAUGAAAUAAAUACAUUUGCAAUA